AUGUUACCUUUAUACAUGCUAACAAGCAUCAAAAAACAAGAAAUUCUUGUGGAGUUGAAAAACGGCGAGACCGUUUACGGGAAAUUAAACAACUGUGACUCGUGGAUGAACUUGACGUUGACCGAUGUGGUAUAUAACUUCAACAACGGUGAGAAAUUUCAGAAAAUGAACGAGAUAUACGUACGUGGUGCUCACAUAAAAUUCCUUAGAUUGCCAGACCUGGUGAUGGACCAGGCAAAGGAGCAAAACAUGAUGAAUAUGGAGCAAAGAAACAGAAAUCAGAAAAGGAGAGGCACGGGAGGCUUCCAGAGGAGAAACUACAAUAAUGACUACAGUCGUGAUAACCGUGAUAACCGUAACUUCAACGGAUCACUGAGAGCUGGUGGAAAUGGAGGAAAUGGAGGAAAUGGAGGGUACGGCAGAAGGAACUAUGCUAGUUAG
Messenger RNA from Metschnikowia bicuspidata var. bicuspidata NRRL YB-4993, 441 nucleotides. RefSeq names its product U6 snRNA complex subunit. Bases 1 to 441 code for a protein of 146 amino acids. Gene Ontology annotation, molecular function: U6 snRNA binding. Gene Ontology annotation, cellular component: spliceosomal tri-snRNP complex; P-body; U6 snRNP. Gene Ontology annotation, biological process: P-body assembly; spliceosomal snRNP assembly; nuclear-transcribed mRNA catabolic process. The transcript is spliced from 2 exons. The record is from RefSeq and is a predicted model, not a curated record. NCBI's taxonomy places the organism in Eukaryota, Fungi, Ascomycota, Pichiomycetes, Serinales, Metschnikowiaceae.